CGCUUUUUCACUUUUUCGAGCCACCCUUUUUACUGCCCAAGCACCAUGUCAACACCAAUGGAUAUUGAUGAGGUGCCUCCUGCCACGACACCUGUUGAUCAGGAAGAACCUUCCAAAGGGAAGGGCAAAGCAAAAGACAGCUCAGAGAAACCACGCUUCGAAGUAAAAAAGUGGAAUGCCGUCGCUUUAUGGGCUUGGGAUAUCGUGGUGGAUAAUUGCGCUAUCUGCAGAAACCAUAUUAUGGAUCUUUGUAUUGAAUGUCAAGCCAAUCAAGCUUCCGCCACCUCCGAGGAAUGUACAGUAGCAUGGGGUAUUUGUAACCAUGCUUUCCACUUUCACUGCAUUUCACGUUGGUUAAAGAGUCGUCAAGUAUGUCCUCUUGAUAAUCGUGAAUGGGAAUGGCAAAAAUACGGCCGAUAAAUGCAAAGAUUGUGUUUGGCUCCUUUUUCUUUUUACUGAUGCCUAUUCCUGGUCUCCUAUAUUACACUGCUUUUUUUGGUUUACCUCGUUUUAACAUUCUGCCACUUUUCUUACCCAGUCGAAUAAAUAUCAGUUCAUCACGAAACAUGAC
This is a messenger RNA of Radiomyces spectabilis, 571 nucleotides long. RefSeq lists its product as uncharacterized. Gene Ontology annotation, cellular component: cullin-RING ubiquitin ligase complex; nucleus. Bases 46 to 420 code for a protein of 124 amino acids. The transcript has 6 exons. Gene Ontology annotation, molecular function: cullin family protein binding; zinc ion binding; ubiquitin protein ligase activity. The record is from RefSeq and is a predicted model, not a curated record. Gene Ontology annotation, biological process: protein ubiquitination; ubiquitin-dependent protein catabolic process. NCBI's taxonomy places the organism in Eukaryota, Fungi, Mucoromycota, Mucoromycetes, Mucorales, Radiomycetaceae.